GGCGGCGGCUCCGGGCUUUGUGGCCGCGGCGCGCGCGGCGGGGCCUGGCCGGCCGGGGGCGCACCGUCCGCCCGGCGCUCUGAGCCCGCGGCCCAGCGCGAGAGGAACCCAGGCCGCCCGCCUCGCCGGCCCCUCCCCGGUGGCCGCGCCGCCGCUGCAGGAUCGCUGACGACGGCCAGGAGCAAUAGACUGGAAGAUGCAAAACAACGAAAUCAUAAAACCUGCCAAAUACUUCUCAGAGCUGGAAAAGAGCAUCCUGCUUGCGUUGGUCGAAAAGUACAAGUAUGUGCUGGAAUGUAAGAAAAGCGAUGCGCGGACUAUUGCCCUCAAGCAGCGGACCUGGCAGGCGCUGGCCCACGAGUACAACUCCCAGCCCAGCGUGUCCCUGCGGGAUUUCAAGCAGCUGAAGAAGUGCUGGGAGAACAUCAAGGCUCGGACGAAAAAGAUUAUGGCCCACGAAAGGAGGGAGAAGGUGAAACGGAGCGUCAGCCCGCUCCUGAGCAGCCACGUCCUGGGGAAGGAGAAGAUCGCCAGCAUGCUGCCCGAGCAGCUCUACUUCCUGCAGAGCCCGCCCGAGGAAGAGCCGGAGUACCACCCGGAUGCCCCCGCCCAAGAAUCAUUUGCUGUUUCAAAUAGAGAACUGUGCGAUGAUGAGAAAGAGUUCAUACAUUUUCCAGUGUGUGAGGGGACCUCUCAACCUGAACCCUCGUGUUCAGCUGUCAGAAUAACAGCCAAUAAAAACUACAGGAGCAAAACCUCUCAGGAAGGUGCUUUAAAAAAGAUGCAUGAGGAAGAACACCAUCAACAAAUGUCCAUCUUACAACUGCAGCUGAUACAAAUGAAUGAGGUGCAUGUGGCCAAAAUCCAGCAGAUAGAGCGGGAGUGUGAGAUGGCAGAGGAGGAACACAGGAUAAAAAUGGAAGUUCUCAAUAAAAAGAAGAUGUAUUGGGAAAGAAAACUGCAAACUUUUACCAAGGAGUGGCCUGUUUCCUCAUUUAACCGGCCCUUUCCCAAUUCACCCUGAGACCGUGAGGGUGAGGGCUCCCUCGCGGUGUUGGUCUGUAUUGGCCAAGGAAGUCUGGAACGUGAACGUGCGGUCAGUAACCUGUGAACAGCUACACCUAGGCAACGUAGAGUGGUAGUAGUCACUUAUUUAAGAAUAUGUUCAGGUAAACAGCUGCCCCUCUGUACCCCUCCCGUGGCGAAGAAGCUGUUAUAGUCUUCAGAACAUGAUCACUAUGAGUGCUAUCAUUCUGAAUGUAAUGUCUCCUAAUUAGAAUUCGUACAAGAACCAAA
Messenger RNA from Pipistrellus kuhlii (Kuhl's pipistrelle), 1296 nucleotides. RefSeq names its product Myb/SANT DNA binding domain containing 3 (gene MSANTD3). The transcript is spliced from 3 exons. NCBI's taxonomy places the organism in Eukaryota, Metazoa, Chordata, Mammalia, Chiroptera, Vespertilionidae. The record is from RefSeq and is a predicted model, not a curated record. Bases 197 to 1024 code for a protein of 275 amino acids.